Tachysurus fulvidraco (yellow catfish) is the source of this 1222-nucleotide messenger RNA. RefSeq names its product cornichon family AMPA receptor auxiliary protein 2 (gene cnih2). The coding region runs from base 310 to 792 and encodes 160 amino acids. Gene Ontology annotation, biological process: regulation of AMPA receptor activity; vesicle-mediated transport. The transcript has 6 exons. NCBI's taxonomy places the organism in Eukaryota, Metazoa, Chordata, Actinopteri, Siluriformes, Bagridae. Gene Ontology annotation, cellular component: dendrite; synapse. The record is from RefSeq and is a predicted model, not a curated record.
CACACACACACACACACACACACACACACACACAGAGACAGUCUGGCUCAUGUACUGAGAAAAUCAGAGAACACAUAGGAAGGACAGCUUCACACUGUCUCUCUCUCUCUUUCAUCUAGACAGAUAGACAGAUGCAGGGACAGUGAGCUGUAAGAGGUGAUCGAGAUAUAGUAAAAUAGAAAGAGAGACAGAGAGAAAAACAGAGUGAACGAGAGAGAGGGAGAGAGGGGGAGAGAGAGAGGGAGAGACAGGUGAGUCUGUCUCUCUCUCUCGUCCACAGAAAUUGUCACACUGGCCUCUGGAACAGCGAUGGCCUUCACCUUUGCCGCCUUCUGCUAUAUGCUCACGCUUGUCCUUUGUGCUGCACUUAUCUUCUUUGUCAUCUGGCAGAUCAUUGCUUUUGAUGAACUGAGAACAGACUUUAAAAACCCCAUAGACCAGAGCAACCCAACCAGAGCGAGAGAGAGAAUCCUGAACAUCGAGAGAAUCUGUAACUUGCUCAGGAGGUUGGUGGUUCCUGAAUAUUCUAUCCAUGGUUUGUUCUGUCUGAUGUUCUUGUGUGCUGGUGAGUGGGUCACACUUGGUCUCAACAUCCCCCUGCUCUUCUACCACAUGUGGAGGUUUUUCCACCGGCCGGCUGAUGGCUCUGAGGUGAUGUAUGACCCUGUCAGUGUAAUGAAUGCAGAUAUUCUUAAUUACUGCCAAAAAGAGUCUUGGUGCAAACUGGGAUUCUACCUGCUCUCCUUCUUCUACUACCUGUACAGCAUGGUUUAUGCUCUGGUCAGCUUCUGAUUGAUGAAGAACUGACAAAAGGAAGAAGAAACAAGAAAGAAAGAAUGUACAAUGUUCCGUUCUCCUCCUCCUCCUCAGCCAACAACAGAAAUGCCUGGAGACCCGCUGAGGUGCUGGUGGAGAGAGAGAACGUGAGAAGCUCGGGCAGCAGUGAUGUUUUAUUUCUUUAAGGGCUGCUGAACAUUUCUGCUGCUCAGAGUGAGACGGCGAAUCACCUCCAGUGCGAUGAGACGUGAUCAUCACUGAUGAUCAUCUUCUGAUCUACAGACUCCAGAUUCGAUGCCAUACAAUAUUGAUUUUCAUUUGCGAAAAGAUUUUUGUGUUGAAGACCUCUGUUUAGUUUUAAAGUGUUAGAUUAGUGAAUAAGCUUUCACUGUUUUAGUCCAGUGGUAGAUUCGAUUUACUUUAAUAAUAUAUCCAUUUUAUUCUA